Molecule: messenger RNA, 2097 nt
Organism: Akanthomyces muscarius
Lineage: Eukaryota; Fungi; Ascomycota; Sordariomycetes; Hypocreales; Cordycipitaceae
Exons: 2
Coding region: 1-2097 (698 amino acids)
Biological process (GO): carbohydrate metabolic process
Molecular function (GO): beta-N-acetylhexosaminidase activity
Source: RefSeq, a predicted model, not a curated record
AUGACUUGGCGUGUACUCUUCUCACUAGCCACAGGGUUCAUAAUCAAGCUGGCUAGCUGUCAGCUUACAGGCAUACCAACGACGCCAUAUACGCACUCUGACGAUGUCUUCCAGUUCAGCAAAGUGAAGCAGGUGGUCGUCGACGCGGCAUAUGCGCAGCACCGCGACUCUGAGGGCCAGACUCUUAUUCCACCCACGCUACGCGAGUUUGCCGAUACUUUUUCAAAAGACUUGCAGGCGUUUGGUAUACAUGUCAGCGUAGUUGAGGGUUCCAGCAACUCGGAUGGCGACAUCUUCCUCACUCUCGGUAACUCCACCGAGAGUCAAGAUGCCGCAGGCCGGCCAACUUCAGAGGGCUACAGUCUCGCCGUCACAAGCUCUAGCAUCACCAUUACCGGCGCGAGUCCUCUUGGGGCAUGGUGGGGAACAAGGACCGUUUUGCAGCAGGCCGCUCUACAAGACGGCUCCAUUGCCGCGGGCACCGGCAACGACGCACCUGGCUGGAGCACCCGUGGCAUGAUGCUUGACGCCGGGAGACAUUUCUACCCCAAGGACUUCAUCACGGACAUGUGCGCCUACAUGUCAUUUUUCAAGCAGAAUACCCUUCAGCUCCAUCUCAGCGACAAUGUCAUUAUAUCGACGAUUGAUCGGAACAACUUUAUGGACAUUUACGCUCGAUUCCGGCUGUGGUCUGAGAGUGAGACGGUUCAAGGUCUGAACACUCAUCUCAAUGAAUCAUAUACGCAGGAGGACUUUGAAGAAAUCCAGAGCAAGUGCGCUGCCAGGGGUGUCACCAUCAUACCCGAGAUAGAGGCGCCGGGCCACAGUCUCCCGUUCGUGCAGUGGAAGCCACAAAUAGGUUACGAGGGAGACUUGAGUCUGCUGAACAUUUCACACCCAGACACAAUUCCUACUCUCAAGACCGUGUGGCGCGAGUUUUUACCAUGGUUUCACUCCAAGGUCGUUUCCAUCGGCGCAGACGAGUACCAUGGGCCAGUGGAGGACUACAACAACUAUGUCAUUGCCAUGAAUGACUUCAUCGGUGAAUCUGGCAAGAGGAUCAACAUUUGGGCGACCUUCCCUCCCCGAACGAGCCAGUCAGCUCCCCAAAUUCCCACCAGCGUCUCCAUUCAGCACUGGGCAUAUGUCUUCGACAAUCCUCUCGAGGACUACAUCAAGAACAACUACUCCGUCAUCAACUCUGACGAAAUGUACUAUAUUGUGCUCAAAUGCUGCGACUACUAUGGCUCUAUCGAUCUCGAUACCGUAUUCGCAGGAAAUCCUGCCACACAAGGUGCUUGGUCUCCCUACAUAUUCAGCAAGUCCAAAGCCUCGGACAACCCUUCCCGUUCUGAACCCCUCGUUGAAGGUGCCAUUUCUCCAAUGUGGAAUGACCGUGGCGCAAACACUAGCGUCUACUCGGAAGCUUACUACGCCUGGCGAGAGGGCAUACCCGCAUUAGGUGACAAGCAAUGGGGUGGCAACCUGACCAAGGCCCAGUACGAUGAUGUUCUUCCCAAACUCUGGGGUCAUAUUCCGGCUCAAGAUCUCGAGAGGAGUAUCCCUUCGCAAGGGAGCAAUAUUUUCGAGUACAACUUCAUCGGUCAGGGCGAGUCUAUAGAGGACCUUUCACCGAACGCAUACCACGCAACUACUGAUUGCGAGCGGACAUCUUCGACUGUGCUUAUCACGCCGACUUGCUCACUGACCACGCCUCUGGACUCCAAGGGAAGAGACUACACGCUUUCAAUGACGAUUCAGGUCGAUGAGCUCAAUGAUGUGACCAACACAACUCUCAUCUCUGGUCGCGAUUCCGUCCUCAUGCUCACCCCGGACAUUACUCUUUUCGCAUCGGGCAACUAUUAUCGCCUCAAUAGCACAAUUCCGCUGAAAAGGAGAGUCGGGCUUAAGAUUAUUGGACGAGGAGCGCAGACAUUUGCAACGGUCGAUGGCGGCGAAGAGCAAGAAUUCCUUGCCCAAAUAGGAGUGGACAACAAGAAAAUAGUCCCGGCUCCCAUGGCAAUUGAAGCGCCUUUAAAGGCCAUUACUGGAUGGACUGGAGAGGUGGUUGGGUUUAAUCUUACAAGUGAGGCGUAG